AUGACUGUCAUCAUAUCUCCUGCAACUCUCUCCUUUGUCUUCCUCGCUCUGGGAUACUUCCUGAUCCGCUAUCUGAAUUCAACCGACCAGCCCAAAAUCAAGGGCCUACCUGAAAUCCCAGGUGUGCCACUGUUUGGAAACCUGCUACAACUGGGCGAGGACCACGCUCGUGUCACGGCUCGAUGGGCGAAGAAAUAUGGCUGGCCCGUCUUCCAGACCCGCUUGGGCAACCGCCGCAUCAUCUUUGCCAACACGUUCGACUCGGUCAAACACUUCUGGAUCACCAACCAGUCGGCUCUCAUCUCCCGACCUACGCUGUACACAUUCCACAGCGUGGUCUCGAGCAGCCAGGGCUUCACCAUCGGAACAUCGCCAUGGGAUGAAUCCUGUAAGAGACGCCGCAAGGUGGCGGCUACGGCGUUGAACAAACCAGCCGUGCAGAGCUAUAUGCCUUUCAUCGAUUUGGAGAGUUGUGUCGCCAUCAAGGACAUGUACAAGGACUCGAUGAAUGGCACGUUGGACUUGGAUCCGCGGAAGUACUUUCACCGCUUUGCUCUCAACACGAGUUUGACGUUGAACUACGGUAUCCGGAUCGACGGAGGAAUCGAUCAAGAGCUGCUCAGGGAAGUUGUCCACGUCGAACGAGUGGUGUCGAAUUUCCGCAGCACAUCCAACAAUUGGCAAGACUAUAUCCCCCUGCUGCGACUGCCGUUCAUCUCCCGCCAGAACAAAUCAGCUGCAGAAUACCGAGAGCGUCGGGACAAGUAUCUCACGACUUUCCUGAACAUGCUCAAGGAGCGCAUCGCGAAUGGGACCGACAGGCCCUGCAUCACCGGCAACAUCAUCAAAGACCCCGAGGAAACACUCAACGAGGCUGAACUCAAGUCCAUCUGCUUGACGAUGGUCUCUGCGGGCAUUGACACGGUCCCCGGCAACAUGAUCAUGGGACUCGGCUACCUGGCGUCCCCCGAGGGCCAACACAUUCAGAAGAGAGCCUACGAAGAGAUCAUGAAAGUUUAUCCCGAAGAUGGCGAGGCGUGGGAGAAGUGCCUCACCGAAGAAAAGGUGCCGUACAUUACGGCCCUGACCAAAGAGAUCCUCCGUUACUUCACCGUGAUCCCCAUCUGCCUCCCGAGGACCAGCAUCAAGGACAUCCAGUACGGCGACGUGACCAUCCCCGCAGGCAGCGUCUUCUACAUGAACGCCUGGGCGGCCGACUAUGACGAGACACAUUUCAAGGACCCGGCCAAGUUCAUCCCGGAGCGGUACCUCAACGACCAAGAGGGCAGCGGGACACCCCACUACGGCUACGGCGCGGGCAGCAGGAUGUGCGUGGGCUCGCACCUGGCGAACCGCGAGAUCUACACGGCGUUUUUGCGCAUGAUCGUGGCGUUCGAGUUUGUGCCCGCAAAGAACCCGAAGGACUGGCCCAUCCUCGACGCCAUCGAGUGUAACAGCAUCCCGACCGCCCUCACCACCGAGCCCAAGCCCUUCAAGGUCGGUUUCCGGGUCCGGAACAAGGAGGCCCUCGACCGAUGGAUCCGUGCGAGUGAGGAACGGACCAAGGAUCUUUAG
This is a messenger RNA of Fonsecaea monophora, 1575 nucleotides long. RefSeq lists its product as hypothetical. The transcript is spliced from 2 exons. The record is from RefSeq and is a predicted model, not a curated record. Bases 1 to 1575 code for a protein of 524 amino acids. Lineage: Eukaryota; Fungi; Ascomycota; Eurotiomycetes; Chaetothyriales; Herpotrichiellaceae. Gene Ontology annotation, molecular function: oxidoreductase activity, acting on paired donors, with incorporation or reduction of molecular oxygen; heme binding; iron ion binding.